Molecule: messenger RNA, 1313 nt
Organism: Bombina bombina (fire-bellied toad)
Lineage: Eukaryota; Metazoa; Chordata; Amphibia; Anura; Bombinatoridae
Product: oocyte zinc finger protein XlCOF6.1-like
Exons: 6
Coding region: 25-1305 (426 amino acids)
Biological process (GO): regulation of transcription by RNA polymerase II; central nervous system development
Cellular component (GO): nucleus
Molecular function (GO): DNA-binding transcription factor activity, RNA polymerase II-specific; RNA polymerase II cis-regulatory region sequence-specific DNA binding
Source: RefSeq, a predicted model, not a curated record
CAGUGUUACACAACGUCACUGACCAUGAACAAGAUGAAGAAGAAGCUGCCUGAGUUGAUCCUGAAUCACAUCCUGGAGAUUCUCUACCUGCUGACGGGACAGCGUGUGACUAACUUACUGACAGCGAGUCACAUGACCGGGGACAAGAUGACAACAGAGAGUAUACUGACCCACACGCUGCAGAUCAUGUACCUGCUGACAGGGGAGGUGCCUAUAAAGUGUGAUGAUGUUGCUGUGUAUUUCUCUAUGGAGGAGUGGGAGUAUAUAGAGGGACACAAGGAGCUUUACAAGGACGUCAUGAUGGAGACUCACCAAUUAUUAAGGACUAUGGAGAUCCCAGGAAAUGAGAGCUCAGGUAAAUAUGAACAAACAGAAGAUCGGUGGCUAAGAAAUUUACCAGAAGCUGCAGAGCAGGAAAUAUGGAAAAAUGUUAGCAUUGGUGAUGUUAAGACUGAAGUUACACUUAAUGCUGAACAAACAAAUGAUCUUUAUGUAAAGAGUCAGCUGGAAGCUGUGAAGCAGGAAAUCAGUGACAAUAUCAGUACAGGGGAAUUCACAAACUGGAAUAGUCAUGGGCAGAGUACCGGUGUUUCUUCCGAUCUUCAAAAUCAAAGAAGCCACAUCGGAAAAAUAUGUCCUGAAUGUGGAAAAUGUUUUACCAAGAAAUCACGUCUCAUUAACCAUCUGAAAAUUCAUACAGGAGAGAAAGCAUUUUCUUGUUCUGAUUGUGGGAAGUGUUUCACUCUAAAAUUCCAGCUUGUUAGGCAUCAGAAGAUUCAUACAAGGGAGAAAACAUUUUCAUGUUCUGACUGUGGGAUAUAUUUUACUAAAGAAUCACAACUUAUCAAGCAUCAGAAAAUUCAUACAGGGGAGAAUGAAUUUUCAUGUUCUGAAUGUGGAAAAUGUUGUACUAAGAAAUCGCAUCUCAUUGACCAUUUGAAAAUUCAUACAGGAGAGAAAGCCUUUACAUGUUCUGAUUGUGGGAAAUGUUUUGCGCAAAAAUCAAAUCUUACUAAGCAUCAGAAACUGCAUUCAAGGGAGAAAGUAUUUUCAUGUUAUAACUGUGGGAUGUGUUUUACUCUAAAAUCACACCUUAUUAAGCAUCAGAAAAUUCAUACAGGGGAGAAAGUAUUUUCAUGUUCUGAAUGUGGGAAAUGUUUUGUCAAGAAAUCACGUCUCAUUGACCAUCUAAAAAUUCAUACAGGAGAGAAAGCAUUUACAUGUUCUGAAUGUGGGAAAUGUUUUACUCUGAAAUCAAAUCUCAACAAGCAUCAGAAAAUCCAUAUUAAAGAAAUCAGAGCUUAACCUUUUAA